This is a messenger RNA of Acaulospora colombiana, 546 nucleotides long. The record is from the annotation of a GenBank genome assembly. NCBI's taxonomy places the organism in Eukaryota, Fungi, Glomeromycota, Glomeromycetes, Diversisporales, Acaulosporaceae.
AUGGAACAACAAACCAUUUCCAUUUCAAAAGCUGGAAUAAACGCGUCUCUUAAUGCUCGUUGUGCCGUUAUUGCGGCGGCAAAUCCUAUUCGAGGCCGAUACAAUACAUCGAUAUCAUUUUCACAAAACGUGGAUUUGACGGAGCCUAUCCUGUCUCGAUUCGACGUUCUUUGUGUUGUUAAAGAUACCGUCGAUCCUUUUGCGGAUGAAAUACUUGCAAGUUUUGUAGUCAAUAGUCACAUUCGUAGUCAUCCCGAGGAAUCGCACUCUGAAGAUUUGAUGACUUCACAAGACCAAAAUCUCAUCCCACAAGAACUCUUACGCAAAUAUGUCCUAUAUGCAAAACAAAUAUCACCUCAACUUACUAAUCUUGAUGAAGCAAUGAUUUCGGAGCUUUACUCAAAUCUAAGAAGAGAGGCCCAAAGCGGCGGUAUUCCAAUCACAGUUCGUUACCUGGAAUCCAUGUUACGUUUAGCCGAAGCGCAUGCCAGGAUGCACCUUCGAGACUAUACGGAUACGAAUGAUUUGGACGUUGCGAUUGACGUG